Rhodamnia argentea is the source of this 2019-nucleotide messenger RNA. Its product is annotated as rho GTPase-activating protein 5-like. Gene Ontology annotation, molecular function: GTPase activator activity. The record is from RefSeq and is a predicted model, not a curated record. The transcript has 6 exons. The coding region runs from base 225 to 1829 and encodes 534 amino acids. Lineage: Eukaryota; Viridiplantae; Streptophyta; Magnoliopsida; Myrtales; Myrtaceae. Gene Ontology annotation, biological process: signal transduction.
AAUCUUCAAUCUUCAUCUGUAUCCGCGCCUCGUCAUCCUCGGAAACCAAGAAAGGAAAAUCAAGAUCCGUUCCCAAUCUGGGAAAGAAACCAGGAAAUCGCCACUCAGCGAUCCAUUGGGUCCCACUUUAGCUCUUCCCUUCACAGACCCACUUCCCGUGAAUCCGCAAUUUCGCUCUCCUGAGCAGUAACCGCCAUCUCCGUUUCCCCACUCCGAGCUCAGCAAUGGCCGAGGUUCUCCACUCGCCCUCCCACUUCCCGUCCUCCCCGGCCUCCCCACCUUCCUCGUCCUCCUCCCUGUCCUGCGCCCCCCGCCCCGGCGGUGACGCCGCCCUCAGCGCCCCGCCCUCGCCGCCCUCCUCGGCCGCCGCGGACUACGGCGACGACUCCGCGUCGGCGGCGGAGGAGGAGGAGGAGGAGGCAUGCGAGGGCUGCAAGGAGGAGGGGGAGGGCCGGGAGGGUGACCAGCUCUCGCUGCUGGCGUUGCUGUUCGCCAUCUUUAGGAAGUCCCUCGUCGCGUGCAAGAGCGACCGGAGGGAGAUUUGCGCGAUGGAGAUCGGGUGGCCGACCAACGUGCGCCACGUGGCCCACGUCACCUUCGACCGGUUCAACGGGUUCCUGGGUUUGCCCGUCGAGUUGGAGCCCGAGGUGCCCACGCGAGCUCCUAGCGCCAGUGCACAUGUUUUUGGAGUUUCGACGGAAUCCAUGCAGUUAUCUUAUGACUCUAGAGGGAACAGUGUGCCAACAAUACUGCUGCUCAUGCAACGAAAGCUGUAUUCUCAGGGAGGUUUACAGGCAGAAGGUAUUUUCAGGAUAAAUGCAGAAAACAGUCAGGAGGAGUCCGUUAGAGACCAAUUAAAUAGGGGAGUUGUACCUGAAGGCAUCGAUGUGCAUUGCCUAGCUGGACUUAUCAAGGCAUGGUUUCGAGAACUUCCCACUGGUGUGCUGGAUCCUCUUUCUCCAGAGCAAGUAAUGCAAUGCCAGACUGAGGAAGAAUGUGCCGAACUUGUGAGGGUUCUACCUCCAACAGAAGCUGCAUUACUGGAUUGGGCAGUCAAUCUUAUGGCUGAUGUAGCGCAGAUGGAGCAUCUAAACAAAAUGGAUGCGCGCAAUAUUGCCAUGGUUUUUGCUCCAAAUAUGACUCAGAUGGCAGAUCCCUUGACUGCUUUGAUGUAUGCUGUCCAAGUGAUGAAUUUCCUCAAGAUGCUAAUAAUAAGAACCCUGCAACAAAGAGAGGACUCCUCAGUGGAACCAGCUCGGCCUUCCAGUCUCGAGCCUUUUGAUGAGAGUGGACACCAGAGUCCUUCCCAGCCCUGUCUAGGAGUUUCUGCCGAGGACAAUGAAGAACGCGAGCAAGUUUUCACUGCUGAAGAACCCGAUAUAGAUGGCUCCUCUAACUCAGAUGAAAAGGCGAGCAUCACUGAAGAAGAAUUAUGUCGUCAUGAGGAGGUGAUGGAACUCGACAUUCUUAAAUGUGAGACAGAGGCCAAAAUGUUUGAUACUACUAAGACUGGAAUCCAAGAGGAUGGAAGGAAGGCCAGCUUUGGCCAAUCUAUUGAGACAGACUUUGAGAAGGGUCCUACAUUUAUCGACAUUUUCAAAUGUGAGACAGAGGCCAAAAUGUUUGAUCCUACUAACACUGGAAUCCAAGAGGAUGGGAGGAAGACCGGCUUUGGCCAAUCUAGUGAGACGGACUUUGAGAAGGGUCCUACAUUUUUGGACUUGCAUCAACCUGCAUUCCAGGUGACAAUGCCUGUAGAGAAGAGCCUGGUAAUUGGCAGCUUAAGCCGUAUAGAUUCAAGAACGGAGUGGAUUGAGGCAUGGAGAUGAAAUGUUUCUGCACUUCUAGGAACAAGCUUCUAAUUGUGUAAGUUUGUAUGAAUCGGAGUCGGGGGAGGUUUUGUGAAGAAUUUAUGUUUUUUUUUUUCACGGUGCCAUGUCUUAGGAUUGUUUGAAACUGUUUGAUGUUGCGACAACAUUCCACUUGUGAUCAUACUAGCUCAGUGGAGAUUCACUCGUC